AUCGCAUUCCAAGUUAAAUCAGCGCCAGGAAACCCCCUUUCACCAGGUCAAUAUGUCGCACUUCCGGUCCAAGAUCCUCGACCUCGGCGGGUUCAUCAACCCCCGUGUUGUCCGCGACCACACCAAGCGGAAGGUUUUCGAGCAAUUCGAGCCGGAACGUCAAGCUCUCCGCUACGUGAUCCACAACACCUCCCUCCCCCAGCGUGUGCGCGCCCAGGCUCAGCUCCAGCUCGCUUCCAUGCACGCCUACACUCGCUCGACGCAGAUCAAGAACCGCUGUGUGGCGGGUGGUGUUCCUCGCAGUGUGAUUCGGGCGUUUAGACUUGGUAGAUACCAAUUCCGUCAGCAGGCGCUGGCCGGUGAACUCCCCGGUGUGAAGAAGGCCAGUUGGUAAAUUACUAGUAUGGGAAUUUUAUGCGAAAAGAAUACAUAUAUUUGUGAUAGCUUUCAUUGGGUUCGGCGGGUUCUUCCUGAAAGGCGUUUGUUUUCAACUUUCCUCCGUUUCCUUGUUGGUCAGAGGACUUGUAUAUUAGGUUUUGUUAGAUGAUGAUGAGGAAUAAGACAUGCCUUUUCAUCGUCUUGGGUUUCUGUGCUCAGUUGAG
Molecule: messenger RNA, 602 nt
Organism: Aspergillus costaricaensis CBS 115574
Lineage: Eukaryota; Fungi; Ascomycota; Eurotiomycetes; Eurotiales; Aspergillaceae
Product: mitochondrial 37S ribosomal protein uS14m
Exons: 3
Coding region: 53-394 (113 amino acids)
Biological process (GO): translation
Cellular component (GO): mitochondrial small ribosomal subunit; ribosome
Molecular function (GO): structural constituent of ribosome
Source: RefSeq, a predicted model, not a curated record